This is a messenger RNA of Harpia harpyja (harpy eagle), 8273 nucleotides long. RefSeq names its product protocadherin 10 (gene PCDH10). The transcript is spliced from 7 exons. Gene Ontology annotation, cellular component: plasma membrane. NCBI's taxonomy places the organism in Eukaryota, Metazoa, Chordata, Aves, Accipitriformes, Accipitridae. Gene Ontology annotation, biological process: homophilic cell-cell adhesion. The record is from RefSeq and is a predicted model, not a curated record. The coding region runs from base 37 to 3261 and encodes 1074 amino acids. Gene Ontology annotation, molecular function: calcium ion binding.
UGGUGGGGAGGGGGGGAUCUCUUUCCCCAUUUGGAGAUGAUUGUGCUAUUCCUCUUUGCCUUGCUCUGGAUGGUGGAGGGGGCCCUUUGCCAGCUCCAUUACACGGUGCAGGAAGAGCAGGAGCAUGGCACGUUCGUGGGGAAUAUCGCCGAGGACCUGGGCUUGGACAUUACAAAACUUUCGGCUCGCCGCUUCCAGACGGCGCCCAACUCCCGCAGCCCUUACCUGGAGCUCAACCUGGAAACCGGGGUGCUCUACGUGAACGAGAAGAUCGACCGGGAGCAGAUCUGCAAGCAGAGCCCCUCCUGCCUGCUGCACCUGGAGGUCUUCCUGGAGAACCCCCUGGAGCUGUUCCGGGUGGAGAUCGAGGUGCUGGACAUCAACGACAACCCGCCCUCCUUCCCGGAGCCCGACCUCACCGUGGAGAUCUCGGAGAGCGCCACGCCGGGCACCCGCUUCCCCCUGGAGAGCGCCUUCGACCCCGACGUGGGCACCAACUCGCUGCGCACCUACGAGAUCACCCCCAACAGCUACUUCUCCCUCGACGUGCAGACGCAGGGGGACGGCAACCGCUUCGCCGAGCUGGUGCUGGACAAGCCCCUGGACCGGGAGCAGCAAGCGGUGCACCGCUACGUGCUGACCGCGGUGGACGGCGGGCAGCCCCAGCAGCGCACCGGCACCGCCCUGCUCACCAUCAGGGUGCUGGACUCCAACGACAACGUGCCCGCCUUCGAGCAGCCCGUCUACACCGUGUCGCUGCCGGAGAACUCGCCGCCGGGCACCCUGGUGCUGCAGCUCAACGCCACCGACCCCGACGAGGGCCAGAACGGCGAGGUGAUCUACUCCUUCAGCAGCCACAUCUCGGCCCGCGCCCGGGAGCUCUUCGGCAUCGCGCCGCGCACCGGGCGGCUGGAGGUGAGCGGCGAGCUGGACUACGAGGAGAGCAGCGUGUACCAGGUGUACGUGCAAGCCAAGGACCUGGGGCCCAACGCCGUGCCGGCGCACUGCAAGGUGCUGGUGCGGGUGCUGGACGCCAACGACAACGCGCCCGAGAUCAGCUUCUCCACCGUCAAGGAGGCGGUGAGCGAGGCGGCGGCGCCGGGCACCGUGGUGGCCCUCUUCAGCGUCUCGGACCGCGACUCGGAGGAGAACGGGCAGGUGCAGUGCGAGCUGCUGCAGGGCGACGCGCCCUUCCGCCUCAAGAGCUCCUUCAAGAACUACUACACCAUCGUCACCGAGGGGCCGCUGGACCGCGAGCAGCCGGGCGGCGACGCCUACACCCUCACCGUGGUGGCCCGGGACCGCGGCGAGCCGCCGCUCAGCACCAGCAAGUCCAUCCAGGUGCGGGUGAGCGACGUGAACGACAACGCGCCGCGCUUCAGCCAGCCCGUCUACCAGGUCUACGUGAGCGAGAACAACGUGCCCGGCGCCUACAUCUACGCCGUCAGCGCCACCGACCGGGACCAGGGCGCCAACGCCCAGCUCGCCUACUCCAUCCUGGAGAGCCAGAUCCAGGGCAUGUCCGUCUUCACCUACGUCUCCAUCAACUCCGAGAACGGCUUCCUCUACGCCCUCCGCUCCUUCGACUACGAGCAGCUCAAGGAGUUCAGCUUCCAGGUGGAGGCCCGCGACGCCGGCGAGGAGCCGCAGCCGCUGGCCGGCAACGCCACCGUCAACAUCGUCGUGGUGGACCAGAACGACAACGCCCCCGCCAUCGUCAGCCCCCUGCCCGGCCGCAACGGCACCCCGGCGCGGGAGGCGCUGCCCCGCGGCGCCGAGCCGGGCUACCUGGUGAGCCGGGUGGCGGCGGUGGACGCCGACGACGGGGAGAACGCCCGCCUCACCUAUAGCAUCGUGCGGGGCAACGAGGCCAGCCUCUUCCGCAUGGACUGGCGCACCGGGGAGCUGCGGACGGCGCGCCGGGUGCCGGCCAAGCGCGACCCCCAGCGCCCCUACGAGCUGGUCAUCGAGGUGCGCGACCACGGGCAGCCGCCGCUCUCCUCCACCGCCGCCAUCCAGGUGGUGCUGGUGGACGGCGCGGCCGAGCGUCCCGGCGGCGGCGGCGGCGGCGGCCUGGGCGCGGGGGCGGGCGCGGGGGGCGGCGGCGGCGGCGCCGGCGGCGGCGGCGGCUCCGGCGAGCAUCGCCCCAGCCGCUCCGGGGGGGACACCUCGCUCGACCUCACCCUCAUCCUCAUCAUCGCCCUGGGCUCCGUCUCCUUCAUCUUCCUGCUGGCCAUGAUCGUCCUGGCCGUGCGCUGCCAGAAGGAGAAGAAGCUCAACAUCUACACCUGCCUGGCCAGCGACUGCUGCCUGGGCUGCUGCUGCUGCUGCCCCUGCUGCAGCCGCCAGGCGCGGGCCCGCAAGAAGAAGCUCAGCAAGUCGGACAUCAUGCUGGUGCAGAGCUCCAACGUGCCCAGCAACCCGGCGCAGGUGCCGGUGGAGGAGUCGGGCACCUUCGGCUCCCACCACCACAACCAGAACUACUGCUACCAGGUCUGCCUCACCCCGGAGUCCGCCAAGACCGACCUGAUGUUCCUCAAGCCCUGCAGCCCCUCCCGCAGCACCGACGCCGAGCACAACCCCUGCGGGGCCAUCGUCACCGGCUACGCCGACCAGCAGCCCGACAUCAUCUCCAACGGCAGCAUUUUGUCCAGCGAGACAAAACAUCAGCGUGCUGAGCUCAGUUAUCUAGUUGACAGACCCCGACGAGUAAACAGUUCUGCAUUCCAGGAAGCAGACAUAGUAAGCUCUAAGGACAGUGGUCAUGGAGACAGUGAGCAAGGAGACAGUGAUCAUGAUGCCACUAAUCGAGGUCAAUCCUCUGGCAUGGAUCUCUUCUCCAAUUGCACAGAGGAAUGUAAAGCACUGGGCCACUCAGAUCGGUGCUGGAUGCCUUCCUUUGUUCCAUCUGAUGGACGCCAAGCUGCAGAUUACCGUAGCAAUCUGCAUGUACCUGGCAUGGACUCCGUUCCAGACACUGAAGUGUUUGAAACACCAGAAGCCCAGCCGGGGGCAGAACGGUCCUUCUCCACCUUCGGCAAAGAGAAGGCCCUUCACAACACUCUGGAGAGGAAGGAGUUGGAUGGACUGCUGUCUAAUACACGAGCGCCUUACAAACCACCAUAUUUGAAACAUGGGUGGCAGCAGAGUAAUCCCCAUCCUACAUCCCCCAGCCCCAGCCCCAGCCGUGUGUCUCACCCUUUACCUGGAUGCACCACUACAAAGGCACUUGCCAUCUCUGGAUCUCAAAGUGGAUUAUAAAGAAUAGUGAUUUAAACCUUCCUGCACCUCUAGGAGAUAGCACGGAAAAGGAUAUGCUAGUCACUUCUACAGGACUUACCUGAAGCAGCAUGAUUUGCACAAAAGUCGACCAACAAAAAGCAUCAACUUUCAACUUCAUUAUCUUGGCCAUCCAGUUCUGUGUAACUGAAGGAUUUGUGUGCUGUUGGAGACAUCAUGGCCAACAAUAGGACCUAAUUGCUCUCAGCAGGCCUGAGAAAUGAGUUGAAAUGUGUAGAACUGUAGAAACUUCAGAGGCAACUGAUCUUGCCUCUCUGAUCAGUGUGUGCCUGUUUACAGCACUAUAUAUCUUUCUCUCUCCAAAAUGUCACUGAGCCCUUUAGAUGUUUAUAUUCACCACAAGAAGCCAAUCGUACAGAUAAAAGAAAUGUGCAUUAUAAAUGCAAUAUCACUGUUUUAAACUUGACUGUUUUAUAUUAUUUUUGUGUGAUCAAGUGUUCCCCAAACUAUUCCAACUUUACAAGAGAGAUUGUGAUCAUGUUCUUUUCACCUGUGGGUCAUAAAAAUGUUGUUAAUCUGAAGACCCACAAAAUUAUCAAAGACAUUCUGUAGUUUAUACACCGUGUUGCAAAGUGUUUACUGUACUAUUUCAAAGCUUCUAAAUAAAUAUAAAAUAUAUAUAUAUUAUAUUAUAUAUAAUUUUCCGAAAAACGUGGUACAACUUAGUUGAUUUUUAAAUGGAUUCAUACAGUCUACACCAUACACUAAAGUGAGAAGGUAAUUCAGGGUUCCUAAGCUAUCCUUGCUAAAAACAAAAAUAAAAGAAACCUUUAAUAGUACUUCCCCAAUAUCCGUAUUUUGGUCAAUCCUGUUUUUCUUGUUUUAAAAAAAAAAAAAAAAAAGCUGUAAGCAACAACAUUUUGUCUAAAAGUUGUAAUGAAUUUUCAAUGCCAAAGAUGCAGCUGUCAAUAUUACCAGAAUGAGCGCUAUGUACUAUCAGAGGUAUAAAUCACUCUCCAUUAUUUUGAUUAUAUUUCUAUGGUUUUUAAUUUGGAAUCACAAAAUCUUUUAUAAGGCUCUAUAAACUCACCUGUAUAUGUUGUUAAAAAGAACACUGGGUGUCUGUACAUUUUGCAAUGUAAGAUAUAAUGUAAGUGAAGUUAAGUAUUUUAAGAAAAUCAUCCCAAACUCAUAAGUAUGCAUACAUACAUACACACACAAACACCCACACAUCUCUCUUUGACAUAGUUUUGUGAAACUAUACAAAUAUAUUGCCUAAAAAUAUUUCUCUUGUGGCUAGGAAUAGUUGUUGAUAGAAUUCAAAUUACAAAGGCAAAGUAUAUGCCAAACUAUUGACUCUUUUAUCACAAAGGAGAUUUGAAAUUAGGAACAUGGCACAUUCUCAGCUGACCCCUCUCCCAUUGGAGUUAAAAGGGGUUGGCUACCAUCUUUGUUGGGAAAAGGAUUAAGCCCUUGCAUAUAAUCUUUAUGGUCUGUAAUAAUUCUGUGGUCUGAAACGGUAUCUUAGAGCAUUUCUUUUCUAUGAAAUAUUGAAAAAGGUAAAAUUUCAAAGGUAAAGUUUAAAAUUACUUUCAUGUCCAUGGAGUUUAAGUACCAUUUACUAAAUGUAAAAAUCUAGUAAAAUGUUUUUUUCUUUUUUUUUCUUUUUGUAUUGUGUUUUUUUCCCUACUGUACCUUAAUAUGUCAAAUAUUGAAAACCAAUGAGAGAACACUGUGUUAUCAACCAAGGUCUAGCCAAAUUCGAACAAAUUCCUAGUGAUGAUUCAAUAUUGAAGUAAGACAAGAGAAAACCUCUCAUUGAUUGCAGUGGAAUUUGGAUCAUGCCGUUAUAUAGAAAAUCUGAUAUCCCCACCAGUGCUGCCACAGGAUGAAUGUGGGAGAAGCUGAAUUUAGCCACUGCUAUGUCGUAAUAGAGUUUGGGUUUCUUCCUUUUGUUGUUUUUGUUUGUUUGUUUGUUUAUAAUGACAGUUUCUGUUAGAUAGAAGUAUAUAAAUCAUCUGUACGGGAACCAUCCUGCUAUGGAUCCGAACAAGACUCCUGAUCAAUUUGCGAGAGCUCUUUGUACAAACAGCUACUGGACCGAGCCCUGAAGUUGUUAAUUUAAUACUCCGAACAAAAAAAUAUGCUUGUUAAACACUUCUAAUGUGUAUGUCUAGCACAUUUAUAUAACUACAAAAUAUUUUGUGGGAUCCUUUUUGAAAUGUAUAUAUUAUACAAAACACAAUCAAACAAAAGCACCAACAAUAGUUAUUGAUUUAAGCAAACAACAGUGAAAUGUUUCUCUAGCUGUAGGUAGCAGGACUUUUAGUCACCUACAGGCUUGUUAAUUUUAUGAAGAAAAGCAAUGAAAUUUGUGACAAUUAUUUCAUUUAAAGGAGUUUGUUAAAUUCUUGUUUCUGCUUUUAAAGAAAGAAGGUCCUUGCCCUUCUUAGAACUGGUUUUUCUUUAUUUCCAAGUAUCUCUUUAAUAUUAGACAUAUACUGUACAUUAAGGUUGUUUUCAGUCUUUGGGAGGAGAAGGAAACGUUUUUCCUUUCUAUUUCAUGGGCAGUUGGAAGUUUUUUUAUUUAAUGAAACUGCCUUCACAUUUUGCAUGCCAUUUUUUCUGAAAAACUUAACCAUACCAUACCCUGUCAUUUGUUUCCAUAACUGAACUCUUUCCAUGAACUGUGUAUAUGAUAUACAUACCCUUUUUUUUGUUGUUGUUGUUAAUUUUAAAUAAUGUAGACAUUGGUCCAUGUAUGCACAGAAAUCUUUCUGAGUUCAUUGGGAGAGUCCCAGAGGGAAUCAUGAGGGGAUGCAGAACUGUUGAGGAAAAGGAAGUUUUUAAGUACUACAGCCUGGGCUCCCAAGAUAUUUAAAGACGUAGCUUUUGCCGAUUUCCCUAGCUCACUGUGAAUUUCAGUACGAUAACAUUUGAAGACACAAGCUUUAGGACACAUAAAACCCCAGUACAUAGCUGCUGUGUCCCAAGAGAAGUGCUGAGAAGCGUAUCAGGCAGUACAGAGGCUCAACCGCUCCCCUUUCCUUGUUUUAGUGGGGGAGAUACCUGUUGCAUCCAGCCAACUCCCAUUGAAAUUGACUGUUCAGCAUCUCCCAUAUAUUUCCUCAUGCUAGUAGGUGCCUAUUGGCAGUGAUAGGUAUGUAAAUGCCUUUAAACAGUAGCUUUUGUAUUUGCCUCUUCCUUUAAGCAUAUGUGAUGCAAGUGUCUAAGGACUCUGAUUUGCAAAUUGGACACAAAAGUAAACUGAACUAAUCAGAAAAUGCUUAGAUUGGAUAUUAAGGGGAAAUAUCUAUACCCAAAAGCUGGGGUAAGAAAGGUUCUGAAAUCUCCUUCAUUAAAGGUUUUCAAAAAUAGUUCAGAAAAUACUUGUCAGGGAUGAUAUAAGUGUACUUAAACUUGCCUCAGAUUAAAAGCAUGGACUAGCCUCUCAGUCCUGUUGUUCUGUAAUGUUCCUAGUAGGGCAUGCUAAGCUUUGGAGGAUGCGAUCUGUAUGCAGCUGUAAGGAUAAGAAUAUACUAUCCUUCAGUUAGGUAUCAGAAACAAUAGUUUAUGUUUAAAUUUACAAUUUACAAGCAUAAUAGAACAAGCUGUCUGUGUGAAGAACUGUCUUUGGAGUAAAUUAGAGUUCCAGCACAGAAGACAGGAUCUUAUAAAGGGUAACAAAAUGGAAUCAGAUCUGUAAAUUUUUUUUUUUUUUCCCAAUUCCUGCUUUAGAUAUGUAGCAAUGGAUUUCUAAGCAGCUUGCCUAUUCAAUUUCUUCAAAACCAGACUUUGGUUUCUUCCACACAGGUUCUUCCAAAACUUAGAAAUAUUAAAACAUUUCACUACUUGAAAUAAAAGUCCAAUUAUUUAAUGCAAGUUUUUGCUGAGCUGCCUAUUGAGAGAAAGAAAAAAAGAAAAGAGGUAUUUCCGUUAAUAUAGUCUCAGCUGAUUCAAACAAGGUGUAGUAGUUUUUCGUCAGUAUUGUUGCAAAAUUAAGUGGAAUGACAAUGCACAGAUAAAUACAAUUUGUAAAGAUUAUGCUUCCUGCAUUAUAGUCACUAUAUAUGUGUGUGGGGAGAUAUGUGUGUGUGUAUAUAAUUAUAGUUCAAAAUCUGGUAAGUUGCCACUGGAUUUUUUCUUACAGGAGCAUGCUCCUAUCAGUAAAUGCAAACAGAAGGGUAGAAACACAUUUAUGAUACUACAAAGUUAGACUUGUUCCUUAGUGUAGAAUGGAGUUUUGUAUUCAAGAUUUGAAUUCAGCCCCUUCUUCAUGCAUUAUACCCACAACCAAGCACGCAUUUCAGUAUUUGACUCUCAAAAUUUUACCUGCUCAUAGUAGGCGCUUUUUUUUUUUUUUUUUAUUUAAGUACUAUCAUUCCUCAGGGUAAAGGGUGGAUAAAUAGAUAGUCUUCCUAGGCUGAUAAAUUGUCAUUCCAAUUUUGCAAGGCUGUUAAAUAUUUGUACGUCUUAUAUGGAGAAAGCUGAUCAUAUCCUGCCAUUGUUCCAUGUUCAAGUCUCGAGUUUUAUGGCACUGGGACUUCUGAAUUAAAACCUACACAAAGGCUUAGGAGCCAAAGUAACCAUCUUUGAUAUACAUUUAGUUAUUGCAAUUUGAUUGCAAAACACUGGCAUCAGUUAUCUAUAAAGAAUAGAAAGUUGUUUAUUCUAUUUGCAGUAACGUAAAAGACAGCCAGUAAGACUUUAUUAUAAUAUUGUGCUAUGAGAAAUUCUGAAACUGUGAGUUAAAUCCAUUGCACUGAUCCCUACAAUCAGAGCUCAAAUUCUUCUUAAAGAGCUCCUUCGUUUUAUUUUGUCUCUAAUCUGCUAAUCUGUCUUGGUAUGAAAUGGAUACAUAUAUAUAAACAAAUACACACAUCCAUUAAAAUCCAUUGUUGAGCAUCUGUGUUUUUGUAGAUACCCUCAUAUGUAAGAAAUGAGCAAGAACUAACUUGGACAGCUUUCUUGAAUUGAAAUUGUUUUGAAUUUGAAUUUGAAUUUGUUAAUAAAGUUCAUGAUAUUGACAGACA